Molecule: messenger RNA, 2316 nt
Organism: Eucalyptus grandis
Lineage: Eukaryota; Viridiplantae; Streptophyta; Magnoliopsida; Myrtales; Myrtaceae
Product: kinesin-like protein KIN-14L
Biological process (GO): microtubule-based movement
Molecular function (GO): microtubule motor activity; microtubule binding; ATP binding
Source: RefSeq, a predicted model, not a curated record
CAAGCUUGGGAAGAGAGAGAAAGAGGAGAGAGAGGGGGGAGAGCUUCGGCCGGAACCAGCCAAGCCGACCGCUCGACCGGCCGCCCCUUCGCCGCUCGCUUGGCCGCUCGCCUCCGCCGUUCACCGCCGCCACACGCCGUUUGCUGCCGCCGCCCGCUCGUCGUCGCACCGCUUCCGUCUCUCCUGCUCGUGCUCGACGUCCCCAGCAAAUCUGCAAGCCGAAGACAGCGAGGCUAGCAGCACCGCCGAAGUAGCCGCGCUCCGCCGCCGCUCGCCGUCCUUGCGCGCCGUUGCUGCCGCGCGCCUCCGCCUUCCUUCACGCCGUCGUCCCUGCUCACCCUCGUCUCCAGCAGCUUCGCGGGCCAACCCAGGCCGCGGUUCAGCCACCUCCGGCCACCGCGAGACCCCACCGAUGGCCGCACGGCACCGCCGCAUCUCCUCCGCCCGUUUCCGACACAAGCCGGCGCCGGAUCUGCCCUCUCUCAGCCUUGAACCGCCGCGGACAGCAGUGAGCAAAAUGGGUAUUUCAGCGGAUGUUAGGCCCGUUUCGGCCGCCUUCCCGAGCCCGGAUGCUCGGCCCGCUUUGAGGAAAGUCGAUCAUCGCAUCGUCCCGUCGUUUUGGUCCGCUCGGCUCGCUAAUCCGGAGAUUGAUUUAUUUGAAGGCAAUUUGAAGGCAAUGUAUGCAUUAUUGGAGUACUUGGAGUACUUGGCAGAUUACCUUUGGCUGAUUACCUAGAUGAGCUCACAUUGGUCAACUAUGAGUUCCUCGGUUUUCUUCAUUCUUCCUUCUCUCUUCCAUUUCUUUUCUUUCAUUUCUUUCAUGGCCACAAGCGUACUUGAUUAUUUAUUAUUUUAUCUGGGCUUACCUUUUACUUUCUUUACCUUUUAAUUUCUGCAGAAUCCAAACAUCUUCUCACUCCUUGCAAUCCAAUGCAAAAGAAUGCUAUACGCAUCAAGUAUUGGCAGCAGAAGGAUUGAAUCCACUUAUUUCUCCGGUUGGUUGGUUAGCUUCCUUCGUCCGUUGGUCAGGAUCUUAAAACUUUGUUGGUGAAGACAAAAAGGGAGUUUGAAGAUCUGCAGUUCCAGUUUCAGAGAGAUCUAAAACAGCUAGGCAAUCAAGUCCAGGAGAUGUCUACUGCUGCCCUUGGAUAUCAUAAAGUGGUGACGGAAAAUCGAAACCUUUACAACAUGGUUCAGGAUUUAAAAGGAAAUAUACGAGUAUACUGCAGAAUUAGACACAUUUUUAAUGCGGAAGCCAAAAAUGUGGUAGAUUUUAUUGGAGAAGAUGGUUCACUUGUGAUUGUUGACCCUUCAAAACCCCAUAAAGAUGGAAGGAAAGUGUUUCAGUUUAAUCGGGUUUUCAGUCCACUUGCUACUCAAGAUGAUGUGUACAUGGAUACUCCUUUGAUUAGAUCAGUUAUGGAUGGUUACAAUGUCUGCAUCUUUGCUUAUGGUCAAACUGGAUCGGGUAAAACACAUACAAUGAGUGGUCCAUCAGGCGAACUGACAAAGGACAUGGGGAUUAAUUACUUGGCUGUCAACGAUCUCUUCGAGUUGUCUAACAGAAGGAAGGACAUUAUAACGUAUGAUACUCAUGUUCGGAUGGUUGAAAUAUAUAAUGAGCAAGUGCGUGAUCUCCUUGCUGAGGAUUCAGCAUCCUCAAGAUUAGAGAUUCGAAGCUGUACCAGUGACGGUGGCUUGAGCCUUCCAGAUGCUACCAUGCAUUCUGUCAAGUCCACAGCUGAUGUGGUCAACCUAAUGAAACUCGGUGAUGUGAAUCGUGUCGUCAGUUCUACAGCACUGAACAAUAGAAGUAGCCGGUCUCACAGUGUGCUGACAGUACAUGUUCAAGGGAAAGAUGUAUCUGGAUCCAUCCUCCGCAGUUGCCUGCAUUUGGUUGAUCUUGCAGGAAGUGAACGGGUAGAUAAAUCUGAAGUCACAGGAGAGAGACUGAAGGAGGCACAGUACAUUAACCGGUCUUUGUCUUGUUUGGGAGAUGUUAUCACAGCUUUGGCCCAGAAAAACUCCCAUGUACCUUACCGCAAUAGCAAACUUACGCUUCUGCUGCAAGAUUCCCUAGGAGGAAAUGCGAAGACAUUGAUGCUGGCUCAUGUGAACCCUGAGAGAGAUUCAUUUGGGGAAUCAAUGAGUACCUUGAAGUUUGCCCGGAGAGUUUCAACGGUUGAACUUGGUGCUGCACGCAUGAACAAAGAGACCAGUGAGGUCAUGCAACUCAAAGAGCAGGUAAAUGUACUUGGGUAAUCUCUAUGCUUCAGAUGCCUUUCUGACAAUAAUCAACAUUACAAUUCUAGGGGC